This is a messenger RNA of Plasmodium vivax (malaria parasite P. vivax), 951 nucleotides long. RefSeq lists its product as hypothetical. The transcript has a single exon. The record is from RefSeq and is a predicted model, not a curated record. Bases 337 to 951 code for a protein of 204 amino acids. Lineage: Eukaryota; Apicomplexa; Aconoidasida; Haemosporida; Plasmodiidae.
AAAAAAAAAAAAAAAGGCGGAAAAUUUACGAUUAUGAAAGUAUGACACAUUUGCUGUGAUUUUUUCGAAGGAGCGAUGGAAAUACCCCCGCUUAGCAUCGCUUGGCAGGGUAAAGAGGCCAACAGAAAAGUAAAGCACAAUUGCGCCAGUUGAAUGCCCCCAAAUUGGUUUCCCGUGUGCCUCUCAUGAACGUACGUACGGACGAACUGACGUCGCGCGGCAGCAUAAAAGAAGCGUUGCCAUCUGUCAUGUGAACUUCCAGGCGAACUGCCAUCCGAGCUGCCAAGUGAAGUGCACACAAAAAAAAUGCCCCUUUUUACCGCUUAACGCGCCGAAAUGGAACAUAAGCAGGCGGAAAAAACAGAUAGCAGUGGUGACAUAUGCAGCCGAAGCAAUGACGGCGAUUGUGAGGGGAAAGGCAACAGAACGAAGGCUGGGGGAGGUUCCCCAAAAGGGAGUAAACAACCAGGGCGCCCCAAACUCACGAGUGAAAGUUUGCGGGGAGACAAUUCAGACACCUCAAAAGGGAGCGGGCGGGAUGAGCUCAGCGAAGGUAUAAGCGACGACUUAGUGGACCGCUUGAUAGAGGGGAUGCCCAUCGAAAAUGCCGACAAUGGGGAUGUGGGGGAUGGGAAUAGCUACGACCCGGGGAAAAGCUACGAUCUGGAGAAGAGCUUCCACCGAGAGGACAGCCCACCCGAAGGAGCCAACUGGAGCGACGACUUGAGCCUCCUGUGCAGAAGCUUCGACAGCGGGAGCGGCGAGCACUCGGAUGACCCCCCGGACGACAGCAUCGCGGAAUUUAUAAUAAAAAAAAAAAUAUACGAAAGGAACAUUGCCAUGAUUGAGAAACAGAUACAGACGAAUAAGCUGAACAAGCUCACGCGGGCGCGGGAGGGUCUUCUGGAGAUGCUCGUGCUAAUAAAAAAUAGGAAACUGAGUUUGAGCUGA